Molecule: messenger RNA, 3049 nt
Organism: Myotis brandtii (Brandt's bat)
Lineage: Eukaryota; Metazoa; Chordata; Mammalia; Chiroptera; Vespertilionidae
Gene: CBLN2
Product: cerebellin 2 precursor
Exons: 3
Molecular function (GO): protein binding
Source: RefSeq, a predicted model, not a curated record
CUGCUGCUGCUGCCCGCCGGCUGUCCGGUGCGGGCGCAGAACGACACGGAGCCCAUCGUGCUGGAGGGCAAGUGCCUGGUGGUGUGCGACUCCAGCCCAUCGGCGGACGGUGCUGUCACGUCCUCCCUUGGCAUCUCCGUGCGCUCUGGCAGCGCCAAAGUGGCCUUCUCCGCCACUCGGAGCACCAACCACGAGCCGUCGGAGAUGAGCAACCGCACGAUGACCAUCUACUUCGACCAGGUGUUAGUAAAUAUUGGCAACCAUUUCGAUCUUGCCUCCAGUAUAUUUGUAGCUCCGAGAAAAGGGAUUUAUAGCUUCAGCUUCCACGUGGUCAAAGUGUACAACAGACAGACCAUCCAGGUCAGUUUAAUGCAGAACGGCUAUCCAGUGAUCUCAGCAUUCGCAGGAGACCAGGACGUGACCAGAGAAGCAGCCAGCAAUGGGGUCCUGCUGCUGAUGGAGAGGGAGGACAAGGUGCACCUCAAACUGGAGCGGGGCAACCUCAUGGGAGGCUGGAAGUACUCCACCUUCUCCGGCUUCUUGGUGUUUCCCCUAUAAACGCCGAGCCUGGGGUGGCGGGGAAGUUGUAAUCUGGACCCAGGAAUCCACCCUCCCUAACCCCCUGAACUUGGCAGAACAGGACAACUUGUUUCCAAGCUCCGUCUGACUGUCGCGGUAGAAGAAUGAUUUCCUUCCAAAUCUCCAGUGUUUUCUUUGACUAUUGACCAUUCCUCGGGAACCUGGCCUCUAAUUAGUUUUAGACGAUAAGGUCUUCAGGAGAAAUGACACUAUGGACCUGAGCAAUUUGUACCGGUGAUUGUAACGUCGAUCUGGGAUUUUACUGUUGGGACCUCUGCGAUUUCUUCUUUUGUAUGGACGCUGUAUUGUUGUCCGGAGUGAGGAGUGUCCAGACCUCAAGAUGGAUUGCAGGGGGCUGGCUGCACUCAAAGCAAGAGCCCUGCAGGUCACCGCCCACUGGCCAGUCCGUGAAAUGUGUUCUCUGUGUGUCUGUUCAGCCUUAAGAAAAAGGAUGGCUUGGCUUUCAUUCUGUGUGUUUCCCUGGGAGAAUGGGAGGACUGGGGAGGGGAAGGGGCAUUGUGAUCCUGUCGGAAGUGCUUUAUCUGGAGAUGCGAGUUUUGCACGAUCGGACUGGACUUUCGUUCUGUACUGUGUGUGUGUGUGUGUGUGUGUGUGUGUGUGUGUGUCCUCGAAGAGCUUUACUUUGCUUUCUACGCUCGGCUCUCCCUCCUCACCCCUGCUUUUCUUCUUCAUGCUGGGCUGACAGAGAGAAAUGUAUGUUGAAUUCCUGGAUGAGACCCAACCAAACAAAAGGUACCUGUAUAUCAAAGUGAAAAUGACAAAUGGACAAUUCCUUGGAUUCUUUUAAAGAGAUUCUCUCAGAUGCACCAUGAGAAUGAACAACCAGGAUAUUUUUUUAACGCUUCGGAGUACUUUAAGAACCUGGCGUUCCUGGGUGGCCUGGAUCAUGUAAGAUGAGAGCAGGUGCCGUGUGACCAAGUCUCCCGAGUAUAUGGCUUCUCUGUGGAGUGACCUGGGUCUUUGCAGCAGCAUGCUUCACUUACUGGGAUUCACUCUGCGUGAGCACACCUGGGACCAGGUGCUUCAAAGGCAGCAGGACCAGCCACUCUCCAGGGAUCCCCUUCUGAUCUGCCCAGGAAAGAGGGGUGUGGACACUCCCCUGCCCCCUGCGUGCACUGGGAGGAAGCCAGGCUGGAGUCCCAGUGGUUAAAGCUAUUGGCAGAGGCACCCUAGGAGCGGUUUCUCAAAUCCUUCCUGUUUUGGCACCUUGUAUAACAAUAUUAUUAAAAUCCAGCUGAGCGUUGAUGAGUACAGAAUUCCUAUGCCAAGGAGAUGUCACUAGUCCCAAAGCAGUCAAAGAAGAGACCUCAAACCGGAUGUUAAUUUGUCCUUUGUGUAACAAUGUAACCAAAAUAUUGAUGAUAAAGAAGUCAUAAUUUAAGAUUCAGAAUAAAUGGGUUUGAUGUCUGGCUUGCUCUUCUCCCUUCCCAUUGUCUCCCAACUCCCAAAUUGUGUGUAAGUAUCAGCCAAGGGUUAGGGACCUUGCCAAAAGUAAAUCCAUACCCUGCCUGUUUGAACACACACACACACACACAGAUGUAGUAAUGGGUCAGAUGGAAUUUACACAUAAAAUACAUUUUACUUAGUACAUAAUAUCUUUCACACAGGACAAUUUUUGAAGAGAUACAUUUAAAAGACAGCAUUCAAAAGGUGUUGUGGAUAGGAGUCUGCUUUUGUCAUAUGUAAUCAUUGAUGUGGUCCCUGUUCCAACUGAAGACCAGUGAUUAAAAGAAACUGACAUUUGAAGAGAGAGUCAGUUGUUUCUAAGGCAUGUGAGAGAUUGGAACGGCAUUGGCUUUCAUUUUCCAAAAAGAGAUGCAGUGGGGACUAUAUAAAUGAAAAACUAUAGUUUCAGUAAGGGUCUGAGUUUCACUGGCCUUACGUGAAGAGCAUGAUAGGGUGCAGAAUAAAUUUAAUUUGAAUUAAAAUGCUGUUACAUUUUGUGAAGAUGGGGGAAAUAUCAGGAAAUAUCAACCCAAAGACACUUGGGGUGUUUUGGCUCUGUGAUCACUAGAGAUACUUCUGAGCAAAAGCAUUGUUUAUGAAUGCUGAUAACAUAAACAGCAGGAUGCUGGCUAAUAUAUUUUCUCUGUAUUUUAUUGCCCUUAGUUAUUUAGUCCUCUUUCUCUCAUUUCCUUAACCUUCUGUUCAAUUUAAAACAAACAGCAAACCUCAUUAGAAGAUAAUACAGCACUUCAGAGAGUGAAAGAUAUAUGAGUACUUGUUAUUUUUAUUGCUUACAAAUACGGAAUACACGCAUUUCUUUGUAUUUACAACUUUAUUACAUAGAGGCUGUCAUUUGGUUAUACUGUCUGUCUAAUAAAUAAGUUAUUAAAUUGACUGAUCUAAAAAUAAGUAUAUUUCAGGAGUUUAUUUUGUUAGGUAAAAUGCUUCAUUCUGUUUAUUACACUCUUUUUUUUUUUUUUGAGCUGAUGCCAAAGACUACAUU